Zonotrichia albicollis (white-throated sparrow) is the source of this 1062-nucleotide messenger RNA. NCBI's taxonomy places the organism in Eukaryota, Metazoa, Chordata, Aves, Passeriformes, Passerellidae. The record is from RefSeq and is a predicted model, not a curated record.
AUGGAAGAAAAAGCACCAGAUAUGAUAUCAACUUCUGAUCCCAUUGAGUAUAAACUAACAAUCACAGCUGUUACUGGCGCCGACCUGGCCCGGCUGCGGCGGCACUGGUGGCUGAACAAGCUCCGCAUCAAUGGCUACAACAAGGACAAGCAGACUCCUCUGCAUCUUGCUUGCAUAAAUGGCCAUGCAGAUGUUGUUCAGUUUCUGGUAGAAAAUAAGUGCAAGCUAAACCCUUGUGACAAAUUGAAUAAAUCACCACUAAUGAAGGCAGUAGAGCAUCAGCACAGGGACUGUGCAGCUAUUCUGCUGGAACAUGGUGCCAACCACGACCACAGAGGUGUAAAUGGUAACACCGCCCUUCACUUUGCUGUCAGGGUUUCUAGCAAACCUCUAGUGGAGCUGUUACUGGAGUAUGGUGCAGAUAUUGAUGCUAAGAAUAAAUGGGGAUACACUCCGCUUACUCUUGCAAUCACUGAAAACCGCGAAGAAAUGGUCAAGUUCCUUCUUCAAAAAGGAGCUGACGUGAAUGCUCAGGAUGAAGUUUUUAGGACCCCUCUUACAGUUGCUACUUUUUCUGGAAAUGAGAAAAUAAUACAACUACUUCUUCAACAUGGUGCUGUUCUUCCUGAGUCAGACAAGGAACUCAACCUAUGCCAACCUUUCACCAAAAUGGUUCAAGAUAAUGUUAUUGCUGAUGAAAAAAUUGGGAGCUCCUGCUAUGAGACAACUCCUGUCAUUCCCUUGGAAACAGCUGCAUCGGCAGAAUCAUGUGCAGAAUCAGUAGAAGGUGAAAAGGAAGACAGUGAUUCCUCCUGGGGUUCAAAGGUACUUUCUCUGAGGGAGGCAGUGGGGUCCCUCUGGCUCACCUGCAUCUGAACUCAUUUUGCUUUGAUGCUGCUUCUGCCACAGCCUCCUUACUUGGACCUUAACCAGUUGCUGCUUCAGAGAAUCUUUUCAGUUAGGACUGGGACAAGGUGAGGUCCAGCUAAAGUCUGGGCCCUCUUUGUGGCUGAUUGCCAAGCUGGAUUUCUAGGACAAAGAAGUAACUCCUCCUUCUGCUUA